Messenger RNA from Crotalus tigris (Tiger rattlesnake), 4586 nucleotides. It is a transcript of the gene HBS1L, whose product is annotated as HBS1 like translational GTPase. Lineage: Eukaryota; Metazoa; Chordata; Lepidosauria; Squamata; Viperidae. The transcript has 5 exons. The coding region runs from base 166 to 2043 and encodes 625 amino acids. The record is from RefSeq and is a predicted model, not a curated record. Gene Ontology annotation, molecular function: GTPase activity; GTP binding. Gene Ontology annotation, biological process: translation.
GAGUCAGCGCAGGCGCAGAAAACCCGAAGGAGCUGAAGGCGGGGCGGCAGUAGUAGGCCCAAGUCAACAAUAUGGCGGCCUGGGGUUGCUACACUACCCAACUUUGAGGGGUUUCAGAGGCCUCGCCUCUCUCUUCUACCUCAGAUCUUCCUCGGCUCGCCCGCCAUGGCCCGGCACAGGAAUGUCCGUGGCUACAACUACGACGAAGAUUUUGAAGAUGAUGACCUUUAUGGGCAAUCUGUAGAAGAUGAUUACUGCAUCUCACCAUCAACAGCUGCUCAGUUUAUUUAUUCAAAACGAGAAAAUACUUCAGUCUCUGGCAAACCUUUAGAGGAGUAUGAUUAUGAAGAUUCUGCACAUAGCAAUUUUAUCUCCAGUCACCAGUUGACUGGACUUGAAAAAGGUCAGCUAAAUUCAUGCCUUGAUCGUAUGAAAGAAGUACUUGGAGAUUCAGUGCCAGAAAAAAUACUGGUGGAAGCAGUACUCAGCAGUAACUUUGAUAUACAGCAGGCUUUGGACUCUAUCCUUGCACAAGACAAUAAGCAAAAUGUGAAGACCAAGAAUGAGGAUAAUGUAAUUGUAGGAAGGCCAACUAAAGGCUUAUUUUGUUCAGAAAUAUUUUCUAAUAUUAAUCACUUGACUAAUUUGGUUGAAAACAUUUCUGAUUCCACUGGUUCCUCCUUUAGUUUUAAUGGUCCAGUUGUCAAUGCUGAAUCCACUUAUAAUACUUCAGUUCCAAGUGAUAAAAUUUUCUUCAGAUCCAAAUGUGUGAAAACUCCUGCUAAAAAGAAAUCUUUCACAUCUACAUGCAAAACCUUGGAAAUUUUUCCUUUAUCAUUAAGUGAUGGCAGUGAGCAAUCCAUCAAGUGUGACACUCUCUCAAAAGCUGGGAGCAAUAGCACUGCAACUAGGGAAUCUUGCUUUGAAUAUGACACUUGCUUUAAUUCAGGGGCUGAAUUGCUUAAAGACAAAAGACUAUCAGAAAAAGCUUCUUGGAAUUGGUCUGAGUUUAAAGACCUUAAGGACUUAAAAGACAUACUUAAUGAAACAGGUGAUUCAUCAGAUGCACAAGCUGGUUCAUUAAUCAUGCCACAGAAAAAAAUUGAUCGUGGACCCAAAAGCCCCUUGGAUAGCUAUUUUGAUAAUUUAAAACUAGACAAUAUAAGUAAUGCAUCUAAUAAAAUGACUGAAUCUUUUGAAAGCAAAAACAAGAGUAGCAGUUCCUCAAAGGUUAACAGCUCAGCAUUUUCAAUGUCUGAAAGUCUAUCACUGGCUGAUCUUCUGCAGGAACACCAAGGAAGCAAUUCAAGCAAGCCUGGCUCAUUGCAUAAUCUUUGCAAUUUACCCUCAGCAGACUUCACAGACAUGGAAUUAGAAUAUUCACCGUUGUCUCAGCUAGCCAACCAACUUCCAGUAUCAUCUGGCAUGACAGAACUCUCAGGAUCCUUAUCUUCCUUGACACAUUCUAAGUCAUCUCCAGUAAAAGAGCUUGAGAGUUUAUCACUUUCAGAUUUAAUUGCAAAAUCUAUUGCAGUGGACAGCCCUGAAACAAUAAACAGCCGUUCAGAAUUUUAUUUAGCUAAAAAGGUGCAGCCUUCAGUUGUACAUUCAGAUAUUGAUCUAAGUGUACUUAUUAGAAAAUCAGCAUUAUUACCAGAGCCUGAAGGAGUGCAGUUAAAUACAAUGCUUCCAGAAACUAAAGUUUUAUUUUCAAAGCAGGGACAGCAAAUGCUUUUAACUCAAGGAAGCAAGAAAAGCAAAAAAAAAGUGAGGCCAUCUAUUUUAAAAGGCACCUUUUCAUGGUCAAAAACUUUGUGUGCAAAACCCUCCGCGUUUGCUAUAACUUUAUGUCUUCGUUACCCUUCAAAGAGAUGCAAACAUCAAAGUGUAAAUAUUCACAAGGCUUUUUUGUAUAGCAGGCAAAUACAAGAAGCAAAAGUUAAUGAAAUUGGACCCUUAAUGGCAAUCCCUCCAUUUGAUUUCAAAUCACCAUCUCCUGAUGAUAUUGUAAAAUCAGGUCAAAAGAAGGCAUUCACUAGGUAGUGCAAUGAGCUAAUGUUAAUUUUGAUUAUUUCUGAAGUCUAAACUAUUUUAUACAAGAUUAUUUUGGAUUCCAAAUUGGAAUAUAUUUUGUUAAAGCAAAGUAAAUUUCAGUUUAUAUUGGGUAGCUCAAUUUUUAGUAAAGGUUUUAAAGGAUGCACUGGAUUCUGGUCUUGUUAUUGUUUUAUUGCUUACUGAAUUAUUUUGGGUUUUUUUGGAGAAAAUAUUGUACGUAGUAGUUUUGAAAAAACAAUAUUCUAUGAUUUCAGGUUUAAAAAUAAGUAAUGAAGACUCUGUAAUAGUGUUUAAACACUAUUGGGUAUAGUAGUAAACAAUUUAUAAACUCUAAUGGAACCAGCUUUACUUAUUUGAAAGCCAACCUUGUAAAUAAGUUCUAAAAGACAGUACUGUAAACCUCUUUUUUUCCCCAUCACAUAAAAUAUUGUAUAGCCAACAAUGUAAGAUAAGAUAAUGCUUAUAGCAUAUGAUAGGUCACCCAGCCAUUUUUGGUGGGGAAGGAGAGCAGAAAAAAACAGAUCCGUGAUAUCAACUUGCUGGUUGUAUAUGCAUCAUUGGACAUUAACAGUUUUUUAAAGAUUAUUUUUCUUUAUUCUUUCAAUUAAUGAAGUAACUUUUUUUUUUUUUUGCCAGAGUAGGUAUACAUGGUAGGAACUGUUGCCAAUCUUUUUUUUUUUUCUGGACUGUGUAUUUCUUAUCUAUGCAUACAUGUAUUGAAAUAUAUUAAAGGUGCAUGCUAAAUUUUUUAGAUGCAUUGCUAAAAAAUGAAAUAUAUAAAGUAGUUCUUUAAAAAGAUUUGAAACUAAUGAAAGCACUGUGUUUUUCUAUAUCGAUUAAUAAAGAUAUUUAUCCUCCAUUUAGUAAACUUAGUAAGUGACUAAUACCUAAUUUGGCUUAAUAUGGCCAUAUUUGGACACUUGAAUCUUGAGAGGAUAAGAAUUUUUUUUAAAAAACUUAUUGGUGCACACGGAUCCUUCAUUUCUUUGUAUAGUGGGCAAAACAAUUAUAGAAUUUCUACCUUUAAUUUCCCAUAUUAUCUUAAUAUAUGAAACUCAGAUCAUCAGCUUUAUUAGAAUGGUUAGAAUUCUUCAGAAGAAGUUGUAGAAUGUGGUAGAAAGAGAAGAGGAGAAAUACAUUUUUGUUCAAAGUCUCCUUACCUGCCCGCCUGUAUAUUUCCUUAUAUUUAGUAAUACCAUAGCUGAAUAAUAUUACAUUAUUGUAAGUGGCAGUUUUAUAUAUAUAUAUCUAUAUAUGCGAGUGCAUAUAUGAGAGAGAUAUAUAUGAUGUAAUAUAUACUUUUUAGGUUAUGUGAUAAUACAAAUUCCAUUCCAUUGCAUGUCAAAACAAAUUAUUUGUUGCAAUUCAGGGAACUUGUUAAAUAUAAGUGUUUAUACAUUUUUAAGAAAGUAAGAAAAAUGUCUUUUCCAUAAUUUUCUGCUCCAUAAAAUGUUUUUCUUUUUUCAUUUUUGAUAAAUAUUCUUACAAUUUUGUAUGUAUUCUUGCAAAAUUCAGGUCUCCCAAUCUUUUGCAAACAUAGAAUUUUUCUCUGUUUCCCAUAGAGAAACUCCUGAAUAGAUGAGAAAGUAAGGAAAAGAUCUCUAUGAGAGAUAUCGUUAGGCAGCUGUACACACUUAUUAAUUCAAAUAAGUGAUAAAGUACACAAUUGUUUUAAUAUUGUGUAUUUAUCCAGAUAUAUUGUAGAACAGCUAUGUUGUAUAUAUAAAUAAAACAUUAUUGUGAUAAAUUCUUAAAUAUGAUAUUGAUGUAUAUAUUUAAAUAAAAACAAAUCUGUCCAAAGAUGACAUUUUAUUUUCUUAAUCUUAUGAUUAAGAUUGUUAUUUGUUUACUAGAAUGUUUAUUCUACAUUCAGUUUUGAAAAUAUUUCUGAUGUUAAAUAUUCUUUACGUGCUUUGACUAUAAUCUUUUUGUGGGGAUUGUUACUUUCUAAAAAAAUUUCUUUUUCCUUCCUCAUCAUUCAUGAUGCAGAAAUGUAGUAUAAACACUGGCCAUGAGUUUACUGUGCCAUAUCACUGUUAAGUAAGCUAUUUAUCCACUUAUUCUCCAGUAUGUAAGCCUACAAUUUAAAAGUAACCCAGAGAUGUACUGAUUUAUAGAGCAGCAUUCUGUAGGACUAUAGGAUAGGUAGACUCUUGUAUGUUUAGUGGAUACUGGCCUUCUAUUGUAGAUAAUGAUCAAGCUGCAAGUUGUGUUUAAAAAGGGGGAUAAAAUUGCAUCUCUGGAGGAAUCAAACAUGGAUUUUGUGUUCACAUUUUAUUAACGUUUUAAUAUUUUAAAGCUCUAUGUGGAUAAAUGUAGUACAAUUUUACUUUUAGUUUGUAUUUUUUAAACAAUCCUUUAACCAAAAUUUCUAUGCUUAUUUGGGAAUAUAAAAUGGGCUAAAAAUAUUUAGUUUUCUGAAGUCAGCAUCACUGUUGUUUUAUGCAUUCAGUGUUUUAAAGUAAACUUGGCUUGUAAUUUUCUUCAUGAAUUAUAUUCACAAUAAAAUUAAGGUUUACUCAGUUGGUUCA